AUGGCUUUCCUCCGUUUUUCUAAAAACUCACUAUUUCUCAUUCUCUUCCUUUUACCAGCUCUUCUCUUUCCCAUUACCCAACAAUGCAACCAUCAUCACUUCUCUGCUUUCCUCCACCUAAAGCAUGGUUUUCACUUAACUGCUUUCAGCCUCUCUACUCUCUCCUCAUGGAAUUCAAACAAUACCAAUUGCUGCUCUUGGGAAGGCAUCACGUGCGAUGGACCCACUGGUCACGUGAUCAGCCUCGACCUCAGUGAGCUCCAUAUCUCUGGUCGGAUUGAUUUUGAAAGCCUAUUUCGUCUUCGGAGCCUGCAGAGGCUCAACCUUGCUUACAAUGAGUUUGAUCCCACUCCAAUCCCAUCUGGGUUUGACCAGCUCACCAGUUUGACCCAUCUCAACCUCUCUCAGUUAUCCUUUUAUGGCCAAAUCCCACUGGAAAUCUCCCGCUUGACCGCUUUGGUUUCUCUCGAUCUUUCUUCCAAUAAUUAUUACAACGGUUCUAUAUAUCAACUCCUGAAAAUCGAAAACCCAAGCCUUGGAGCACUCAUCCAAAACCUGCCCAAUCUGAGUGAACUCUAUCUCGACUCGGUAGACAUCUUAGCGCUGGGUAGUGAGUGGGGCCAACCCCUAUUCUUCCGACUCCCUCCUCUCCGCAAGUUGAGCUUACAAGUUUGUGGUCUUUCGGGCUCCAUCUAUUCUUUCCUUUCACAGCUCCAUUUCUUAUCUGAACUCGACCUCAGUGGAAACAAUCUCUCCUAUGCAGUGCCCAGUUUCCCAGUGAGUCUGCGCAAGUUGAUCUUAAUAGAUUGUGGUCUUUCAGGCUCCAUCUAUUCUUCCCUUUCACGGCUCCAUUUCUUAUCUGAACUCGACCUCAGUCGAAACAAUCUCUCCUCUGCAGUCCACAAUUUCAUAGGGAACUUAUCCUCCUUGACGUCCCUACUCCUUACAGAUUGUGGAUUGCAAAGAAAAUUCGCCGACAGUGUUUUCCAGCUGCCAAACCUACAAAUCCUUGACAUGUCGAGGAAUCCCCUUCUGACUAGCUAUUUGCCAGAAUUCCCUCGAAACAAUACUCUACAGAAAUUGAUCUUGUCAGGCACAGGGUUUUCAGGAAAGAUACCAGAUUCAGUCAGUAAUCUCAAAUUCUUGACUCAAUUAGACCUCAGCAAUUGCAACUUGUCUGGUUCAUUACCAUCCUCACUUUCGAACCUUACCAAACUUCAAUACUUGGAUCUUUCACAAAAUAGAUUGAGCGGUCCGAUUCCUUCUUCCUAUGGAAAUGAGCUUCAGAAUCUCAAAGAGAUCAUCUUAUGGAAUAAUUUGCUUAAUGGGACCAUUUCAUCAUCUUUGUUUUCACUCCCAUCAUUACAUACGCUGGACCUCACAGGUAACCAACUUAAUGGUCAACUUGGUGAGUUCCACAAUGCCUCUUCUUCACGGCUGGAGAUCCUCUAUUUGGAUAGCAAUAAAUUGCAUGGGAUGAUACCCGGAUUUAUCUUUCAACUUUCCAAGCUUCAACUACUUUCCCUUUCUUCCAAUAAUUUCAGUGGUGUUGUGGAGCUAUGCUUAUUUCAAAACCUCAAAAAACUUUAUUAUCUGGAUAUUUCAGAUAACAACUUGUCAGUCCAAGAUGGCAUUGCUAAUUCCACAUUUGUUCCCAUCCCCCAGAUUGAAUCUUUGUUGUUACGUUCUUGCAACAUCAGCUCAUUUCCAAAUUUCUUGAGAAAUCAAGAGCGGUUGAGGGAAUUGGACCUUUCCAACAAUAAAAUUAUUGGCGAAAUACCCAAAUGGAUAUGGGAGGUUGGCAAUGGGUCUUUAUACUAUUUAAAUCUUUCUCACAAUGUUCUGCAGAGAAUAGAACCAUCUCCACAUCUUUUGUUGAGUGCCUUUAGCAUUCUUGACUUUAGCUUCAACAUGCUAAAAGGUUCACUUCCAAUACCAUCACCAUCUGUCUUUUUCUUCUCAGUUUCAAACAAUAGCCUCCGUGGAGAAAUCCCUCUAUCAUUUUGCAAUGCAACAUCCCUAGCGGUCUUUGAUUUAUCUCACAAUCACUUCAUUGGUCGGAUUCCAUCAUGUUUGGGUGAGAUUGGUGAUAGCCUUAGUGUGUUGAAUCUUCAAGGAAAUGCUUUCAUUGGCACCUUACUUCAGACAUUUAAAGAGGGAUGUAACAUACAAACGCUUGAUCUUAGUGGGAAUCAAUUAGAGGGCCAAGUGCCACGGUCUUUGGGCAAUUACAAAAUGUUGGAGAAGCAUUGCCCCUUUUGCGCAUUCUUAUCUUAA
Molecule: messenger RNA, 2277 nt
Organism: Magnolia sinica
Lineage: Eukaryota; Viridiplantae; Streptophyta; Magnoliopsida; Magnoliales; Magnoliaceae
Product: receptor-like protein 7
Exons: 2
Coding region: 1-2277 (758 amino acids)
Molecular function (GO): protein binding
Source: RefSeq, a predicted model, not a curated record